AGAAUAGGCUUAAAGAAAAAGCAAGUACACGAGGUAUAUGGCAUGCGGAGAUUACAGCCCAGCCAUCAACACGCACGCAAUUAUGUAUUUUGAUUAGAAUUAAUUUAAUCUUAUAAAACAUCGCAGAAUGGUUGUUUUUACCUGCCUUCAUUGUGGCGAUAUGCUGCAAAAACCUAAAGUGGCGAAACAUUAUGAAUUUAGAUGCCGUAAACCAGUGUUUGUCACGUGCACAGAUUGUUUAACGGAUUUCCAAGGAAAUGAGUAUGUAACCCAUACCAAAUGCAUAAGUGAAGCAGAACGUUAUGGUGGGAAAGAUUAUGUUCCAAAGGCUAGUGCAAAUAAAGGAGAACGCAAGCAACAAGAAUGGAUUGGUAUUGUUAACAAUUUAUUGAAUGGAACAGUUAAUUUGUCCAAUGCAGAGAGAAAUUUCCUCAGUAGUUUAUCACGAUUUGAAAAUAUACCAAGAAAAAAACCUAAAUUUCUUAACUUUGUGAAAAGUGCAUUAAGUAAUCGUGUAAAUAUGUCGGUUGUGGAAAGUAUUUGGAGUAAAAUGGAAAUUGCCCAUAAGCAAAGUCAACAUACUAUUACAAAACCUCAAGAACCAGAUAAUGAUAAAACAAAUAAAAUUGACACAAGGAUGAGUUCCAAUAACUUGGUUAGUAACAAUCAUCAGGAUAAUAUCAUUGAUAAUCAAAACAAUGAAAAUAUAUGCAAGGAAUAUGAUUCUGCACGACAUCAAAAGAGCAAUGAUAAAGAAUGCAUGACCAAUAGCAUUAUGGAUGAAACUCAAACUGUUACUAAAAAGAAGUCUAAGAAACGACAAAUGGCUGAAUCUAUUGAAACACAGGAGGAACAACCUGCUACAAAAACCAAAAAAACAUCUGUCCUAGUAGAAACAAAUAUUUGUAAAAAUAAAAUGCGUAAAGUAUCAUUUUAUUGGAGACUUGCAAUUUUGGAGAUUGUUCAAAAUAAGGGUGAGAUAUCCCUGAAAAAACUUCAAAAAAAAGUUGUUUCACUAUAUUUACUUCACUCUGUUAAGGUUUUGGAUCGUGAUAAGGCUAUUGCAAAGUUUCAUAGAAAAUUGAAAAAAAUACCUGAAAUAACUGUUUCGGAAAAUAUAGUAAAAUUAGUGAAACCAUGUAAUCUCUAUGUACAGGAAUAGGAAAUGCUAUAUACAUGUGUGUGAAAGAAGAAAAUGUGAUCUCAAUCAUUGGCUGACAAGCUAUCAUUGUACAAAUUAACUUACAUAUAUAACAUCGCUGAUCGCACACAUGUUUUAUAUUCAUAUUUAGACUUUGUUUUUGUGGGUUGGAGCUGUGUGCAAAACCAGCUCGUGAUUUUUUACGAAUAUGAACGGUUGUUAUAUUGUUUAUUAUGUAAAAA
Molecule: messenger RNA, 1383 nt
Organism: Harpegnathos saltator (Jerdon's jumping ant)
Lineage: Eukaryota; Metazoa; Arthropoda; Insecta; Hymenoptera; Formicidae
Product: cell growth-regulating nucleolar protein
Exons: 3
Coding region: 128-1162 (344 amino acids)
Biological process (GO): rRNA processing; negative regulation of transcription by RNA polymerase II
Cellular component (GO): nucleolus
Molecular function (GO): DNA binding
Source: RefSeq, a predicted model, not a curated record